Molecule: messenger RNA, 1013 nt
Organism: Puntigrus tetrazona (Sumatra barb)
Lineage: Eukaryota; Metazoa; Chordata; Actinopteri; Cypriniformes; Cyprinidae
Gene: c24h8orf33
Product: chromosome 24 C8orf33 homolog
Exons: 6
Coding region: 86-817 (243 amino acids)
Source: RefSeq, a predicted model, not a curated record
UCCAGUAUGUUUUAGUGCGGUCUUUGUGUCACCAUUGCCUAAAAAGGAGGGCAAAUUUUAUUGCGCUGCAGUAGGAACUUUUAGAAUGGAAAGAACACAACUAGUGAAUUUGUGUUAUCAAGUUCAAAACCCAGCUAUGGCAGAGGAAUCAACUGGAACAGAAACAACCACAACACUGGAAAAUGAGAAAAAAACGGGUGGCGAGGAACCAAAAACGACAGCCCCAAAUGCUGACACUCCUGCCAACGCUAAAAAACACAAGAAGAAGAAAAAGAAAACCGGUGACCGGAAAGAUAAUCAACAGAAAGGGGUAAAAAUCAACGAGGAACCACCCAAACAAGAGACCACAGAACUGACUCCUGAUGAGCAGCUGAGUCGAGAAUUAGAUUGGUGCAUCGAACAGCUGGAGCUCGGCCUGAGAACUCAAAAAACCUCCAGCAAACAACGGGAAGAAGCAAGCCAUGCUCUGAAGACGUUACGCAGCUCCAAAGCUCCCUUGGUGAAGAAGAGGCAGGUAAUGCGAGCGAUCUCUGGAGACUACAGGAAAAAGAUGGAAGAGGAAAGAGCCAGACAGUUCAAACUCAUAGAGUCAGCAAUGACCUCUGCCCGGGUCACCAGUGUCUCUGGGUGCAAACCCGUAUUUCACCGGAAAGCUGAGAGAAACGCACACCCCACAAACAAAACUGACAAGUCUCAAGAGACACACACACUGCAAGGGCCCCAGGAGACACAGGAACACACAAAGACUGAUGGAGACACAAAACCUUUUGUUUUCACUAAAACAGCUGAAGACUUUUGCUUUAACUUCAACUUAUGAUUUAACACUGUAACAUCAAACAACAGGAUUUGUGCCUUAAUUAGAUGCAUAGUAAGAUUUUAUGUACUAAUUUUGUGAUAUGUUCUCUGUGUAUACUUUAAUAAAAGAUUUCACUUGUCAUUUUCAUAGAAAACAUUUUAGGGAAAAAUCUAAAUAAAUGAAUUAUGCCCCAAACAUUUCCAUUUAAUUUUGUAUU